UCCAGGGUUCAGAUGUCAACUCAGCAGCCGCAAAUAUUAUUAAUAGUGGAAUCCAAAUGAUAAGAUGCAGUUCAAAAUUAUUCAUAGACAGACAAACACUCUUCAAAUUUCGAAUCCAUCAGUUGCACUCUCUUAUCACAACGAAGUGCGUUCUUCCUCUAUUGAUAAUAACAAUAAUUGUUGAAGUUGAUGCGGAACUAGUAGACCAAACUCGAUUUUACUCUAAACCAGGAUGAGAUCCAACGUACAAAUUACGAUAUGGAUCAUCACUUUUCUAGCCGCAAGUGCUUUAUCGUACCCCUGGCCAUCGCAGAUGUCUUGCAGUUAUGGACCUAGAGGAUCUCUAACCGCCAUUUGCGUCAACGCGACCGCCAUUUACUUCAAAUUGACGAACUACAGAUUCGACUACAUGGACGAAACGUUGCAAUGUUUAAAUUGCUCCCUGAGAUCGUUGGAACAAGGUACCUUUGAUAUACCAGGCAAUGAAAUUAAAACUCUGGAUAUAAGGAACAGUUCCGUGACCAAAAUUUGGCCUAAGGCUUUCAUCGGAAUGAUCUAUAUGGAACGGUUACUGUUAUCAAACAAUCCUAUAGAAGUUGUGUAUCCCGAAGCUUUCUUAGGUGUGAGGAAAAUUAAAUAUAUAGGCAUGGAAAACACUGUAAACCAUUUAGAACCUUUUGUUUUUAAAGAACUCCAUGUCUUAGAAAUAUUAAUACUAAGCAAAAACAAGCUACAAGAACUUAAACCUGGUACUUUCGAAGGCUUGCACAAUUUAAAAAUACUGGAUUUGAGCUACAACGAGUUAAAGCAUGUUAAAGAUUGUUUUAAUCCAUUAGUAAACCUGAAAGUUUUAAAAUUGAGCCACAAUUCCAUUAGGAAAGUCUACGGUAACGAAUUCAAUGCUCUAAAAACUUUAUUACUACUCAAUUUGGAGUACAAUCAAAUGUUUAAUUUCACCACGAAUAUAUCCGGCGAUAAUACAUUAAGAACUUUGAAUUUGGGCCACAAUUCUUUAAACGCUUUGAGCUUCAAACCAAGCACUUUUGGUAACUUGAAUGCCUUAGAAGAGCUAGAUCUCAGCGAUAACGAAUUUUUUAAUAUUACUGUGAGGUUAUUCCAAGGUUUAUAUAGAUUAAGAAUAUUAAAUUUGAGUAAGAAUAAUAUCACUACUAUUAAUACUGGAAGUUUUGUGGGUUUACCUCAUCUAAGGGUUCUAAACAUUUCUUCAAAUAAGAUCCACGAUUUAAAAGUAACGGGUAGAUUUAGUUUGCCCAGUUUGGCAAUCCUGGACUUAGGUAAAAACGAAAUAGUCGAAUUUGAUUAUAUGAGUCUAAUAUUUAGAACACCAAGACUAAGAUACAUCAUUUUGGAAGACAAUAAACUCUCUUGCAAAUCUAUUAGUCAACUGCAAGUUCUUUUCGAAGAUGAUUCAAUUAGAUUCCUUGUCACAGAGGAUGCAGGUGACUGUCCAAAAUUGAACAAAGAGCAAGCAGCCGAGUUGAUACAGAAGAAUACUGAACAGAUGGAGUAUCGUUUGGUGAAUAACAAUUUGCUAAUUUGGAUGUUUGUACUUAUGACGCUCGUGAUAUUGCUGAUUGGGGUUUUAUUCUAUGUUCAAUUUUUUAUUGUUUUAAGGUUAGGCUCCAGGCCUCGUAUUCGGAUUUUAAGUAAUCUUGGGUUGAGGAGAACUAAUCAACAAGAUGUAUAAUGUUAAUAAAUAAUUAAAUUAGUUUUUUGUAAUAGUGGUUUUUAUUGUAAGGUUGUACACCUCUUAAGUUUUAAAACAUUUUAAGCAUUCUUAAAUAAUAAGAGUCCUAUUAUCAUAUGGUUACUGUUGAUCUGCAGAUGCUAAGCCAUUAUGUUCAUCUGGUAGUAGGUAACUGACUUUCUGCCAAUAUUUAUUUCAACUUUCAGCCAGUUUUGACUCCAUGUCUUUGAAAAUAACUAAUAAAGGUUUGAUACUGGUACCAUUCUUGGUGUAGCUUGUAUAUAGUGGUUAUUUUUGCAUUAACACCGAAACUUUUCGCUAGAAUUUCAAACAAUAUUUUUUCUACUGUUACAGCCUUUUAAUGAAUAUGUAUAUUAAAAAAAUAAGGAAAGGUAAUCAAUAUUGAAUAUAUAAUAACACAAAAACAGACACAUCUUAAUUUAUUUGACCAUUUAUGUUAGUAAAAUUAAUAUUACCAGAUUUGGUUUCGUUUAGUUUAAUACGCCAUCUUCUGGUCCAAUUAAUAAUUUGAUUAACUAAUGUUUGUAGUUUAUUUUCAGCCUCUUCGUGAUUUUACCUAUUGCUAGGAUGGCAGUAUCAUCUGCAAAUGUAGCUAUUGUGUCUUGUUCUAGUUGGGGUAUAUCACAAAACAUAACUGAUACAAAGUGGGUCCCAGGACGCUUCCCUGUGGUACUCCUGCUUUAGUUUCCUUCAAUUCAGAGAAUGCUUCAUCUUGUUUUACUCUAAAGAAUCUAUCUGAAAUGUAUGAAUCCAAUAGCUCUGAGUAUGGCUGUGGAAGUAGCACAUUCAGUUUAUAUUUUAAGCCAUCAUGCCAUAAUUUAUCAAAAGCCUGCGCAACAUCGAGGACGAUAGCUGAACAGACUUCUUUGUUUUUUUAAUGCUUUUUCAAUCGCAUUUGAGAUUCUAUGAACCUGAUCUAUAGUUGAAUGGUUGUCUCUAAAGCUGAACUGGUAAUGUGGAAUUGGUUUCCUUUUUUCAGUCUUUUUAUUAUCUAUGAGAGCCAUUGUUUCUUUUUAGGUCAAACUACAGUAGUGGCACUUACAAAUUCAUAAAGCAAUAAAUAUUAUUAAUUUGACUGUUUUAAUUAUUUAUACCGUAUUCAAUAGGUACCUCAAAAGGUAGCAGAUUGUUAUGUGUGUUCUUUUUUUUUUUUGUUAAAAUUCACUUUUUAUUUAUAUAGUUAUUUAUUAAAUAAGUUUGUAUUUUGCUACGAUGAUAAAUUCAAUGAUAUUAAUAUGAGAGCGUUUGUGUCCUAGUAACGAUAUUGGGACAGAAAAUGUUUUGAAAAAAAUUAAUAUUUUAUAAUGUUUUACUCUCUCAUUGAAUAAAAAUAAAUAUUUUUCUAUUUUUGUAUGUUGAUAAUUGUUUUUGUCUUAAUUAAAGUUUUUCCUGGUUGUUGUUUAGAAUUAUUCGUGGUCACCAUAUCAUAGUAAAUUCUACUAAGUUGUGUAAAAGACUCUGACGCUUAUGUCAUGAUCACAAACAUAAAUAUACACCAUAGAAUCCACACAACCACUUUUUCAUUUUCUGUAAUUGUACCUGUAGCUGUCCCAAGGCAUUUAAGAUGUUUGUUGCGUUAUACCAGAUGGAAAAAAUGUCUACCAAAGGAUUAUUUACGAUUUUCAAUGGAGAAGUAAAAAAGAAUGAACAUCUUCAAAUUGCGUAGGAUGUACUUGCACUCUUACUGUAUCCAGUGCUGUAUUUGCCCUUUUGAUUGAAUAAAAAAUUAACAUUGAAGGUUGUUAUUCUAAAAAUAAAUAAAAACCUUUAUAUAUUA
Messenger RNA from Psylliodes chrysocephalus, 3506 nucleotides. The record is from the annotation of a GenBank genome assembly. Lineage: Eukaryota; Metazoa; Arthropoda; Insecta; Coleoptera; Chrysomelidae.